Molecule: messenger RNA, 1501 nt
Organism: Anolis carolinensis (green anole)
Lineage: Eukaryota; Metazoa; Chordata; Lepidosauria; Squamata; Anolidae
Product: serine/threonine-protein kinase 16
Exons: 8
Coding region: 155-1072 (305 amino acids)
Biological process (GO): protein phosphorylation
Cellular component (GO): Golgi apparatus; cytoplasm
Molecular function (GO): ATP binding; protein serine/threonine kinase activity
Source: RefSeq, a predicted model, not a curated record
GGCAACCUCCGCCAGGAAGGCUGGCAGCAGCGCAGAAGGCGCAGGGUAAUGACGUUGCGGGGCAGAAUGGACGGCUGACGUCGCACUCUAUGUGCGUAGGCACCCUCCGCGCUCUGGACUGGACCCGAGCCAGAAGGAUGUUGGAGUGACCAUCAUGGGCCAUGCCCUAUGUAUCUGUUCAAGGGGGACCAUCACUAUCAAUAACAAACGUUACCUUUCAAUUCAUAGGCUCGGAGAAGGUGGCUUCAGCUAUGUAGAUCUUGUAGAGGGGCUGCAUGAUGGACGCUUCUAUGCACUGAAACGCAUCGUAUGCCAUGACAAGGAUGAUCGCCAGGAAGCCAUGCAUGAGAUUGAGAUGCAUCAGCUCUUUGAUCACCCAAAUAUCUUGCCCCUAUGUGCACAUGCUGUUGUGGAGAAAGGAUCCAAACACGAGGCCUGGCUGCUACUACCUUUCCUCAAGAGAGGAACUCUUUGGCAGGAAGUUGAAGCUCUGAAAGACAAAGGUGCCUUCAUGCCUGAGGAGCGGAUCCUUGCCAUUCUUCAUGGUCUUUGCCGAGGGCUGCAGGCCAUUCAUAAUAAGGGUUAUGCACACAGAGACCUGAAACCAACAAAUGUGCUUCUGGAUGACGAUGACCAACCAUUGUUGAUGGACCUAGGCUCUAUGAAUCAAGCACGCAUUGAAGUACGGAGCUCCCGGGAAGCCAUGACAUUGCAGGACUGGGCUGCCCAGCGCUGUACCAUCUCUUACCGAGCACCAGAACUGUUCACUGUUGAACGUGACUGUGUUAUUGAUGAACGUACUGAUGUCUGGUCCUUAGGCUGUGUUCUGUACUGUAUGAUGUUUGGUGAGGGGCCUUAUGACAUGAUCUUCCAAAAGGGGGACAGUGUGGCCUUGGCUGUACAGAAUGAUCUCACUGUGCCCCAGAAUACAAGGUAUUCGCCUGCCUUGGAAUGUCUCCUCUGCUCGAUGAUGAUAGUGAAUCCUCAACAGCGCCCAUACAUUGCUGGCAUUAUCUGCCAGCUUGAAGAGAUACAGCCACCACCUGCUGGACAGGACACCACACGCAUCUGAGCCCACUGAAUGUGUAGUAGAGAUGGGGCCAGGAGAGGCGUUGCCGCCCAAAUGGGACCUCAAGAGGUUAAGUUCAAAGCCAGGACAUGGUAUGUUCUGUUCUGUGCUUGCCACUUUCCAGAGUGGGGCCACCUCUUGCUUUGGAGCUGAUAAGUUUGGGACUUUCUUGGCAGUUACCUUGCCAUUCUCACUGGUGUCCAAGCAUGCACCUCAAGAAUAUAUUUGGGUCUCAGCUGGUCUGUUUGGCAACUUACCAGCUCCCUUCAUAGGAUGUUGUACAAGGGACCUCAACAAUAGAUGGGGAAAUGGCCAGCUUUUUAAAAAUCUUAAGUAUUGCUUGCGGCUAAUUAUUGAGGGACUGGCGCCCUAUUUAUUUUGGUGCAGGCACACCCUCAGUGCCUAUGUGUUCAAUAAAGUCUUUACAAUGCA